Molecule: messenger RNA, 5283 nt
Organism: Medicago truncatula (barrel medic)
Lineage: Eukaryota; Viridiplantae; Streptophyta; Magnoliopsida; Fabales; Fabaceae
Product: serine/arginine repetitive matrix protein 2
Exons: 6
Coding region: 422-4768 (1448 amino acids)
Molecular function (GO): metal ion binding
Source: RefSeq, a predicted model, not a curated record
AAUAAAAAAAAAAAAAAUUGAAGUGUAAUUAGUUUGCUAUCUCAAAAAUUGGUGUUUGGAAGGAAGUAAUAGUAAUGGAAGAUGCUAUAUUCCCACACACACACCACAACACUAUCAUCAUCUUCCUCUUCGUGAAUCCAACGUCUAAUUAGGGUUUAUUCAUCCACCUGAAAACCCCUUUCUCUCAACAAAACCCCUUUCUCCCCCUUCUCCGCGUUUCUGUUCCAUUUCCAAAUCCAACUCAAACGCUGCGUUUCACUGCUUAUGCUGCUCUUCCUUGUUGCCCAAUGUCGCCAAUUGCCUAAAUCAUUUCAAUUCAACAUCUUCUCUGUUCAUCUCAAAUCUUUUACGGGGAUUCUCUAUUAACUCUCAAGAUUCACUUUUCUGUUGCUUAAUUCUGAGUGUUACAUUUAUUUAAAACAUGUAUAAUCAAGGGAACCACCCCUCGAAUUCGGGACAGGCUUCGGUUCCUCCACCUCCACCCACCCUGCCGCCACCGCCACCACUACAAUCGGGCUAUCAGCAGGGGUUACCACCUCCUCCGCCACCGCCUCAUUUUCAGCAUUUUGCCCCACCACCACCACCUCACCAUGUUUAUUUACAUGGACAUGGACACGGACCCCCCACCACGCCAAAUACAGCACCUUCAUUUUCCAUCCCUCCCCCUAUUGGCCACUCUCACCAGCAGCCAUCUUGGCCUCCCCAAGGACAAAUGUUGCAUAAUCGUCAUCUUCCUCCACCGCCACCUCCCCCUUUUCGUUCUCCGUCUCCUGAUGGAGUUUAUUUCCAUUCUUACCAAAUGCCUUCUGUUGCUCCUCCGCCAUUGCCGGCUGCUCCACCGCCAAUUCUGCCAUGUCCACCACCUCCUACCUCUAUCACGACUUCCACAUCCUCCCAAGCCGCAUGCACUGAUGGCUUGAAUUCCUCGAAGGGCGUGGAUUCAGUAGAUGGAUUUGUAGCUUCCUGCCCGUCUGAUAUUGCACCUGUACAUAACUCUGAUGCCAAUCAGGAUGGUGGAAAUUGUGAUGAGGUUGCGCCGGUUUCCCUCAGAUAUGAGCUAUUGCCAACUAGCAAUGUGAUGGAUCUUCAGCCACCUCCGCCCCAGACAGCUGAAGAAACUACUGUAAGCACUGAUUCUGACAUGGAGAUGGAAGAUGAUAUCACACUUUCUGACAAAGACCAAGGAUCAAUUUAUGCAACUGAAGUGGUAACUCGGCAGCAUGAUCGGGUUGAUGAGGUGUUUAGCAUGAAUGAGAACAUACAUCAGCUGCAGAAUCCAAAUGAAACCGAACCUGCAAAGAUAAUCUUAUCCAGUGGUGCAUCAUGCUUUGGGUCCACAGGAGUCGGCAAACAAAAUGAAGGACCAGGACCUUCAGCUGAUGUUGAUCCCAUGAAAUCUGCAAGAUCAGUUACCAAGGUUCAUAGUCCCGUGAAUGACUCAAUUGAAUUGUCUGAAUCACUCCUGGGCACUGGAUCGGGAAGAUUGGCCGCUUCUCUAGACAAGGAUUUUAUAAGAAAUGGUACUUCUGAUCAUAACGAAGCCACUAAUCCCAACAGAGAUUCUGAGCAACCUAUGCAGAUUGGCAGCCCAAUAAGACUUCUUCAAGAUUAUGCUUCUGAUGAAACUUCAGAUAAUGAAGAUGAAGGCUGUACAAAAGAUGCUAGUAGUGUUUUUACAGUCUCUGCAGGAGCUGGUCCUGGUGUUCCGGAGGCCCAUAAAGAUUGCGAGAGUAAUUUGGAGACUGGUAUUGGAUUUAGAAGUCCCUCCUAUAGUCAAAAGGAGAUCGGGCAGCUCUCCAAUACAUCACAGAAUAAUUCAAAAAUAUCUCCAUGUUUAGUUCAAGAGUCUGAGGAAACCUGUAAAAGAUCCGUCUCACUUACUGGUGAUGGAUGUGUUGAGCCUAAUCUUGAAAAUCAGGUGUCUGUUAAUCUUGCUUCUACAGUAGAAGCUUUCCAAGGAAAAGACGGGUUAGGUGAUACUAGCUUUGACAUUGAUAGUAAGAGUGGUGCUGCUGAACAGAAACGUGAGAAGGAAACCACAAAGUUUGAACCAACUGUUCUAAAAGUAGAUGAAUUUGGGAGGCAUAUCAAAGAAGGAUCUACAGAUAGUGGCUCUGACGAAUCUCGCAGUCAUCGGACUAGGAGGAAGAACAAAAGAGAUAGAAGCCGGAGUCGCAGUCGGUCUCGAUCUCCCCUAGACAUAAGGAGUAGGAGGAGAAGAAGAAGUAGUCCUCGGAGGAGAAAGGAUAAAAGAAGCCACUCUCGCAGCUGGUCUCCUCGGCGGCGUAGGAGCAGGAGUAGGUCUCCAAUGUUAAGACGUUCAGGUGACGUUCAUGGUGAGAAUGCGAGAAGGGACAAGGCUCAAUGCUUUGAUUUCUUACGUAGAAAGUGCUAUCGUGGAGCAUUGUGUAGGUUUUCUCAUCAUGAAUCUGACAAGAAUGCUACUUCAAGGCGCUCUAGGAAUAAACAUGAUGCGGAACUCUAUUCUCGUGAAAAAAGUUCUCGGAUUAAUGAAGAAGCGAAGAAUAUUUCUUCUAAAGUGUCAGAUUAUGAGCAUGAUGGAGUCAGAAAUCAGGACAUAGAUCUUCACCAGAAUAUAACUGGCCAGGAAGUAGUGCAAAGUAAGGAAGAUUCUGAGUGCCGUGCUGUUUUGUCUACUACCUUUGGUAUCGACGGUCAAUCAGUUAAUAGCAAUCCAAGUUCUGAAGGUAUCAGAGAGGAUUCUCCUAAGGUGCAGGAAACCUUAGAAGUCAGAGAAAAGUCCAAGACUUCAAUACAAGAAAAUGAUAGUUUUCAGAACGCAGUAAAUUCUCAUCAGCAGCAGUUGGUUUAUGAUUUUCAGCCUGAAGCUUUAACUAGUGAUGAUGCUUCUAAGCCAUCUGAUGGUACAUCUAAAGAUGUUAUUCCCUCAGAAGAUGGUUCAUUUUUUCAGCAACUACAACCCAAUGUUUCCGUUGACGUUCUAGAACAUUCGGGUGGUACAAUUUCUGCUAAUGAGGUUUCUGGUAGUGAUUCUUUACCAUACAAGUUACCAUCCACACAACUACAGUCAGCCAUUAGUUCUUUUGGUCCAUGUGUUGCAUCAGAGCAGGCUUCGUUGCACUCUCAGGCUUCUAAAGAGUUACCUCCACAAAGUGUUUCAUCAGUGGGAUUUCCACCUCAUACUUGCCCAUUGCCUGCUUUUGUUGGUCCACAUUCCCAGGGUGAAAAUGCUGUGCAUAUGCCACAAAUUCCAAGCCAAUAUGGUGUGAUGCAGCAAAAUGCAUUCUUUCCUUUCCAAUCCACUGCCAGAGAAAACUUUGAACCUUAUCCAGCUCCAUUACCGACACCAAAUUCUCAUUUCAGUGUACCACCUAAUAGUUCUUGGACAUCCUUGCCACCACCACCGCCACCACCAUCACAGGCAGUGUAUAAUUCUAGUUCAAACUUGGGAGUUGUAAAUUCAUUUAUUUCUUCAGAAUUUAAUCAGACUCAACUGCAUUCGAGAACUGACUAUGUAUCCCAGACUUCCAUGAUUCCUGGGUUACCAACUCAUUCCCAAAGUUCGAAAUUUGAGCAUCAAGCCUACCCUCCAAUGCAGGAUAAUUCACGAGCUUUCAUGCGUACAGAACCUUUCUCUCCCAAGAAUCUCCAUCAGGGGAACCCAGCAUACCAACCGCUUCCAAACUCCACAUCUUUUGCCGGCCCGCAUCAUCCACCAAAACAAUUUUCCUGGGAUUCAGAUGUGAACAGACCACAGCCUUCUUAUGGCGGCAGGUUGCCUCCUGAAGGACAUUUCAGCACAUCUUCCCACAUUAAUCCAUUAUCACAGCAGCAGCAAUCAGUUCAUAAUUUUCAAUAUACUUCAUCUGAUGUUAAUUUGGCUGGACCUGGAGGGACUGCUACUGUAUCCAGAUAUCCACCAGAUAUUCCUGAUAGCAAUCAUUCAACUUCUCUUCCGAAUUUGGGAGCAUCAAGAGUUUCUGCUCACCAUAAUCCUUAUGCAUCAACCUUUGAGCAGCCACUUAGUUCAAAACUUAGUUCAAGUUUUUUACGACAAGAAAAUGAUAUAAAUUAUGAUAACAAUUAUGGUCCUUCUAGAUAUAGGGAAGGAGAUAGCGCUGGAUCAAGACAGACAGCAUCGCCAAAACCAGCAAGAGCUGUUGAUCAGAACUUGCCAGGGUCUCAUGUACAAUAUGAUCCACUUUUUGAUAGCAUUGAACCAUCAUCCUCUUCGAAGAAAUUUGAUUUUGAGCAGAAGCAGGAAGUUACUGGUGAAUCCAAUAUCAGCCUAAGGCCUAAAAGUUCUCGCAAGUCUUUGGAUACCAAAGAAAAAAAGCAUGAAAAGGUUGGGGCUGUUGCCUCGACCAGUUCUCUGAAUAAUGAUGAAUAUGGUGAGACAGCCGAUGCGGAAGUGGGUGCUGUUGAAAAUGAGAGCCUAAGUAAUGACAUGGAUGUUGGAAACCUAUCUCCAGGGGAGGAUGAGAUUAAUCAGAUCAAAUCUCCAGGGAAAAGAAAGAAGAGCAAGGAUUCCAGAUCAAUGAAGUUGUUCAAAGUUUCCAUUGCAAACUUUGUAAAGGAGGUUUUGAAACCAUCAUGGCGACAGGGUAAUAUGAGUAAGGUGGCUUUUAAAACCAUUGUGAAAAAGACUGUAGAUAAGGUGUCCGGAGCCAUGAAAGGCCAUCGUAUACCCAAAUCUCAAGAGAAGAUAAGUCAAUACAUUGACUCAUCGCAGCGAAAGUUGACUAAACUUGUGAUGGGUUAUGUUGACAAGUAUGUCAAGGUGUGAAGAUCGGAAGUGAACUUUGCCAAUGUUUUUUAAACAUUAAAUUGUCAGUCUGCAGACUUUUGUAGAAAAUGCCGGUCCUUACCUGGAGUUUGCCCCUCCUUAAAUUGAAAAGCGUAUCAGAUCAUGAUCUGUGACAAUUUUUCAUCAGCAUUCCAUUUCCUGGAGAUAUCUUGGUCAACUUGAAAUGUGUAUGUAUAUUGUGAAAUAGUUUUUAUUUUGUAGUAUCUUCAAGAGGUUCGGCCAUAAGUAUCGCGAAGUUGGAUUUUCCCCAAGUUAUCUCUUCUGUUGUUUUAAUGAGCUAAUAACUUCAAAGAAAUUGCAGUCAAAAAAUUACCGUAAGAAAAGAGUAAAAUUUUCCAUUCUUUUUUCUUGUACAAAAGUUCUUUCUUUUGACUUCGAAAGUACUCUGGGUUCCAAAGCGUCUCAUGGUUGUAAGAGAUCUUGUAGCCUCAUCAAAUAUUUUCCCUGAACCAUGGAAAUGAAAUAUUUUCUUGCAGAGAUGCUGUUAAUCCAAA